Molecule: messenger RNA, 973 nt
Organism: Moneuplotes crassus
Lineage: Eukaryota; Ciliophora; Spirotrichea; Euplotida; Euplotidae
Source: the annotation of a GenBank genome assembly
AUGCGUAUAAGGCUAGCAAGUGAACAUAAGAGUUCAUUUGAUUCUGUUUUUAAAGACCAAGGCUCUUCCAAUGGCUCUCCCAAGAAGCUCAGGUUUGCCAAUGACUCUUAUUCCAACGUUUCAGACUAUGAAGCAUCGCCAUUUGUAUUUGCAGGAAAUAAGACUGAACUCCAAAUGGAAAAGAAGAGUACGAGAAAGAGAAACAAAAUUAAGAAGAAGUCUCUCGGAUCUUUGGUGCUCCCAGAAAAGAAAGAGGACUGGGGGAAAUUUGAUCUUUCACAAAACUUGAGUGAUAUGUUGAAACCAUCUCAGCCAAACUUUGGAUAUGGAGAAGAACUUACCUUCGACACCCAUACCAGAAAGAACAGAAAGGGAUGGGGUAUCUUCCUUGACUGUAUCCAAAAGUAUCCUAAAUAGAGAACGGGUUCACUCCUUAGCCAAGAAUAUAAUAGAUGCUAAAUAAAGCGGAGGAACAGAAAAUUAGAGAACUUCGUAAACUCAGGAAACAGUACAGAUUGAAUAAAAAUGAGCAUAAGCCAAGUGUUAAAUUUACCACAAAUACAUCUUUCUAUACUAAAAAUGAUAGAGGACUCAAGCCUAUUAUUGAAGGAGCUUAUCAAAAUUUUAUGAAACAUGGGUCGAAAAAGAAACUCCGAGGAAAGCUAUCUUGGUUUAAUAGUAUCAAGCCAAAGCUCAGUGAUAGAGGGAAAUCUUCAAUGUCAUCACUUCCUCAAACGAGUGUUUGGUUGAAGAAUAGAGUCAAUAGUUCAAAAAGGAGAAGAUUGAAGUUAUCAAACUCAUUUAUAUUCACAAGCCACUCAAUCAAAAUAAACCUUAAAGAUAAGCUCACUAAUUUCUUGAAGAGCAUAAAAAGAGGAAAGAUCAAAGAUCUCAAAAGCCCCCAAAAAAUCAUCAACUCAUACAAAUCCCUAAAUCCACCUUAACUUAUCCGUUCUAAAAUUCCUAAUUUCAA